CUCCCAUGAUCGGACAGUGACUCUGGAUUGGAAAUCUGGCUGGCUUUGCGCUAGUUCUCCCAGAGGUUCUUUUUUCAAGAGGCAACUGGACUCUCCGGUUUUUCUUUGAAUACGUUUCGCUUUUCAUCCAAGGAGCUUCUUCAGCUCUGAUUUGUGCUGGUUCGCUUUUCUUCGGCUGCCAUCCCGGACCGCUCGGCUAUCUCCCUAAAAAUGGACACUGAAGGAGGAAAGAUGAAGGACUUGCUUGUAGAUGCUUUAGAAUGUCUUGAGGAAAGAGACAUUAAGAUGUUUAAGUCUAAGCUGCGAGACGUAGCAGUUCCUCGGGGAAAGAAAAUUCCACGUGGUCGGUUGGAAAAUGCAGACCGGUUGGAUCUGGUGGAGCUCCUUGUCGAAUUCUAUGAAGAGAAAGCUGCUACGCUAAUGAUAACUAUCUUGGAAGACAUGGGUUGCAAGAAAAAUGCUUCCAAUCUCAGCAAAGAGCUCAAGGAUCAAAUUCAAGGUUACAAAAAAAAGUAUGCCAAAUACGUGAAGGAAGAGUGCAAAAAUAUAGAAGAAAGGAACAGUCUGUGUGGCGAAAGCAUGCCUUUGAAUUCAUGCUAUGCAGAGCUGCUUAUUAUCAAGAAGCAUCAACCCCAAAAGCAGAAGGAGCGUGAACUCCUUGCCACUGGCAGGAUGCAUCUGGAAAUCCUGAGAACCAAUAGCCGUCAUUUAUCAACCAACCUUGAAGAUUUAUUUGACCCUGAUGAAUCAGGAAUUCCAAAAACAGUGGUGUUGCAAGGACCUGCAGGGAUUGGGAAAAGCACAACUGUGCAGAAGAUCAUGCUGGACUGGGCUGAUGGGCAGCUCUAUCCAGAUAGUUUUGAUUAUGUAUUUUGCAUUCGUUGCAGGGAAUUGAACUUCACUGAAAAAGCCAUCAGCUUGACUGAACUUAUUGUUGAGCAGUGUCAGGACAGAGAUGCCCCAGUGGAAGAAAUCUUAGCCUACCCUGAAAAACUGCUCUUUAUCAUUGAUGGUUUUGAUGAGCUUUCUCACUUUUUAGAAUCUGAAGGUAACUUGUGCGAGAAGCCUAAUUUAAAGGUGCCUUUGGAAAGUAUUUUAAACAGCCUGCUGAGAAAGAUACUCUUGCCAGAGUCCUUCCUCUUAAUCACCACAAGGCCGGGUGCUCUAGAGAGACUGCAGGGUUGCUUGAAGUGUCCCAGGUUCACCGAGAUUGUUGGCUUCUCAGAAAAAGGUCGCCGUGAGUUUUUCUCCAAGUUUUUUGAAGAGGAGAAGAAAGCUAAUAUUGCCCUGAGUUUCAUUGAAAAUACUGUUGCAGUGUCCACCAUCUGCUUCAUCCCAAUGGUGUGCUGGAUCAUUUGUUCUGUGAUUAAAAUAAAACUGGAAACCGAAGAUGAGAUUGCAGGCACCUUGGAUACCACAACAAAAGUGUUUUUGCAGUUUUCUCAUAUUCUUCUUAAGCAUGAUAAUCCCAGAUGGAGAACCUCCCCUCAAAAUGAGUUUAGAAAACUUUGUUCUUUGGCCAGAGCUGGCAUAAUGCAACAAAAAAUCCUCUUUGAAGAGCAGGAUCUCAAGGAACAUUGCUUGGAUGUUUCAGCUCUUAAGGACCUCUUUUUAGAGAAAAGAGCUUUCAGGACAGGUUUGGGCAGGCGCAGUCUCUACAGUUUUUUCCAUCUCUGUUUUCAAGAGUUUUUUGCUGCCAUGUGGUAUAUACUGCCAGCGGAGUCAACAAAAGAGGUGGAUCACAUUAUGGGCGACUUGCAUAGAGUAUUGGUUGAAUGGGAGAAGCCAAAUAAUCAACAUUUUGCACUAACUGUAUGUUUCAUGUUCGGCCUGACAAAUGAAAAGACACACAUCCUCUUUGAGCAAACCCUACAAUGCAAAACUUCUGACCUUGUAAAGCCUCUCUUAUUACAGAAAGCAGAAGAAGUAGCUGCUAAGGAAGUUGAUCACCAACACUAUUUCCUGCUACAUUUUUUUCACUGUUUGUUUGAGAGCCAGGAGCCAGAAUUUGCAAAGCGUGUGAUGCAUCACUUCCAAAUUAUUGAUCUUUCCUUCAACACGCUGUCUGUGUUAGACUGCAAAGUUUUGUCAUUUUGUCUGCAAAAUAGUACAAUUGAGGAUCAUUCCCUUAUCUUAAAUACCUGCAGGUUGAAAUCUCAUCACAUCAAGGCUUUGGCUCCAGGAAUUAAGAACUGUACAACUUUAAAGUUUGGAGAUAACAAACUUGGAGACUCAGGAGUGAAUGUUCUCUGUACCAUUCUGAAGCAACUGGGUUGUAAUUUGGCUAAUUUGAAUCUUGCUCGCAAUUACCUCACAGAUGCUUGUUCCCAAGAGCUUUGUGCUGUUCUCAAAACUAGUCACAGACUUUAUAGUUUAGAUCUUCAAGAUAACUCCUUCAGAGAGAACUCUGUCUCAUUCAUCCAAGACUUGAUGAAAAAUUGCACCACCUUGACUAUUUUAUGUUUGUUUUCAAACAGCUUUAAUGUAAGAGGACAAAGAUGCCUGGAUCUGCAAGCCAAGAAGAUAAAUGAAUCGCAACGUGACUUUCUCUUAUGGAUGUGACUGUAUUUUGUGGCUUUUUGUGGCCAAUUUACCUAGCAUGUAAAUUAUAAAUAUCCAAUGAAGGACUUUAUUACAAUCAGUACACGACUGUGGAGGUUCCUGUGAAAUGUUAAUACUGAAUGAAGUAAUGUAGGAAACACAGUUCUGUCAAUAUUCCAUUAUUUAAAUUGUAUUUGUUCCAGUUAUUUUUUCUGUUUAAUUGAAUACAUGUAUUCUCUGAGGUCAGCUGCCAAUGAGAAAAAUUUGAAACUGAGCUACUUAGCAUAUUAAUCCUCCAAAGCUAAACCUAUAUAGAUAAAAAGUAAUGAGGGAGUUAAUAUCACAGGAGUAGAACCUACUAGCACAUAUCACAUAGAUUAGAACAUCAUAGCACAUCUUGGGGUAUUUUGUGUAGGGUAUUUAAAUCCUCCACUGUGUAGGAUUUAAAUUUCUAAUAUAAAAAUGAGCUAUUAUAUCAUAACCCCAGAUUAGUCAUCUCUUUGCCAGAUUUAAUGAUCCUCUGCUGCAAAACUGAAUAGCAGCCGUUUGCCUUAAUCAAUUAUUGCCAAUUAUUUUCUCUGAGAGACAAUCUGUCUUUAAAUAGAAUGAUGUAAGAUAUGUUAAAGUGCUUCUGGUCAGAUAACAAAACCUGCCUGUUUUCAUCGAAUCCUGGGUUGAUAGAAUUUCGUAAUGGAAUUAUGAAACUUUUCAAAUUCCAAUAUUCACUAUUCCCUCCUCCCACCGUCAAUUACUACUGACAGCAAGGAAUGGAGAGAGUUGCUUGGGCAUUUCACUUUGCUUCAGUUGCCCAAGUAAGAUUGGCGAUUUAGAUACUAUGCACCUUGACUUUGCAGCAAGAAGACAGGGUGUGCUGGCUUGAAGCAGGAACAUGUCUUAGGCUUAUUUCAA
Notechis scutatus (mainland tiger snake) is the source of this 3450-nucleotide messenger RNA. Its product is annotated as NACHT, LRR and PYD domains-containing protein 3-like. Gene Ontology annotation, cellular component: cytoplasm. The record is from RefSeq and is a predicted model, not a curated record. Lineage: Eukaryota; Metazoa; Chordata; Lepidosauria; Squamata; Elapidae.